Messenger RNA from Cucumis sativus (cucumber), 1405 nucleotides. RefSeq names its product serine/arginine-rich splicing factor RS2Z32. Lineage: Eukaryota; Viridiplantae; Streptophyta; Magnoliopsida; Cucurbitales; Cucurbitaceae. Gene Ontology annotation, cellular component: nuclear speck. Gene Ontology annotation, biological process: mRNA splicing, via spliceosome. The transcript is spliced from 7 exons. The record is from RefSeq and is a predicted model, not a curated record. The coding region runs from base 296 to 1213 and encodes 305 amino acids. Gene Ontology annotation, molecular function: mRNA binding; zinc ion binding.
GUGAAAUUUAGGGUUUCGUAUCCUUAUUGUUUCCAGGUUCGCCUCGCCUCCCCUACGAUUUUUCUAGAUAAAAUGCCUCGCUACGACGAUCGUUACGGUGGUACACGGCUCUACGUUGGGCGCCUGUCUUCACGUACGAGGUCCCGUGAUCUGGAUGACCUGUUCAGUCGUUAUGGAAGGUUUCUUGGCUUAUGCCAAACCUGGAGGUCUAUGGUGAGAGGGUUCCCUUGGUGGAUUUGGCGAGUCUUUCUAUUAUGUUAUUGCCUGUUUUUAUGGAAAUGCCAAGAAUCUCAGAAUGGUGUUUAGUUCAUCUAUGAGGGGCGAGGUGUCAACCCUUUGGUACUUGUAUCAAAUGAUGGCCUUACCUGUUUCUGGAACCAAUUUGCGCAGAGUACGCGAUGUGGAUAUGAAGCGAGACUAUGCAUUUGUUGAGUUUAGUGAUCCCCGUGAUGCUGACGAUGCAAGAUAUAGUUUAAAUGGGCGGGAUGUCCAUGGAAGUCGAAUCAUUGUGGAAAUAGCUAAAGGGGUACCUCGUGGUCCUGGUGGAUCCCGUGAGUAUCUUGGUCGAGGUCCUCCAGGAACUGGCCGUUGUUUCAAUUGUGGGAUCGAUGGCCACUGGGCUAGAGAUUGCAAGGCUGGAGAUUGGAAAAAUAAAUGUUAUCGAUGCGGCGAACGGGGUCACAUAGAGAAGAAUUGCCAGAACAGUCCCAAGAAAUUGAAGCGUGGAAGUUACUCACGUUCGCCAAGCCCUCGCCGUGGUAGAAGCCGCAGUCGUAGUUACAGCAGAGGUCGAAGCUACAGUCGAUCUAGAUCUCCUGUAAAAAGAGAUAGAAGCCUUGAACGAUCAGAUAAAAGAUCAAGGAGCCCGAGAGGCAGAUCAAGCCCAAAGAGGCACAGUUUGUCACCUCCUCCAAAAGCUAUGAAACGUAGCCCAACUCCUGAUGAAAGGAGUCCAGAAGAAGAUGCAAGACGUAGUCUGUCCCCUGGAAAUCGUGACAGCCGCAGUCCUAGAGGUAGAAGCAGAAGCCCAAGAGGAAGGAGCAGGAGUCCAAUGGAUGAAGGUGAGGACUUCAACGGUGGAGGAAGUAGAAAUUAUCGAAGGGAAGAGAAUGGAUACAGUCGCAGCCCCAGCCCGUUGCCUAGAGAAGAAAGGAGUCCUGUAAACGACGAAGAUAACAACGGUUCUCCAAGGGGUGGCAGUGAAUCUGGCUAAUAGAGACAGUUCCUUAUUUUGCUUGUGCUUAAACACAUGCGUUUGCGUUGGAAUUUUAUAAGAGAGACUUAAAUAGUGUAUUGUGAUUGAAUCCCUCAAAUGUUCAUCAGCACCGUAUUUUUUUCCUAUUUAUAAUUCCAGCUUAAUUAUGAUAAAUUAUAUAUAAUAAUCUGUUUCUUAUUAUUUCGGUAA